AACACCGAACUACCUACCCUAAACAAAGACGCGACUCUACCUCUUACUGCCAUCAUAACACCCUUCGCGUCCUUGUUGACUUCAUUUCUCACAUUUGCUGAUCACUGCUUACUCGUUUUUCACCUCAAAUAGUCUGAGUGAUCACACCCCUCAAAUUCUCCGUGCUACACCAACGUGUUUGUACUUUUCGUGUAUAUAAGACCUUUCUUGAGUCAAACAUCACACUCUAUCACUCAUGGCACCCAAAUCUACCGGAGGGAAGUCGAAGUCUGGCGUUACUCAAGGAGGAGGAGGAGUUGCAGGAUCCGGUGCUACCACAACACCAAGAACGAUACAGACUCGUAGUCAGAAAGCUGGUCUCCAGUUCCCCGUUGGUCGUAUCCACCGUUACUUGAAACAGCGCACGCAGCACAAUGUGCGUAUUGGAGCAAAGGCCGCUGUGUAUACCAGUGCAAUAUUAGAGUAUCUCACUGCUGAAGUACUUGAACUUGCUGGAAAUGCAUCAAAGGACUUGCGCGUCAAACGUAUAACACCCCGGCAUUUGCAACUUGCCAUCCGAGGGGAUGAAGAACUCGAUAUCCUUGUUCGCGCAACAAUCGCCGGAGGAGGCGUGUUACCAUUUAUCCACAAGAGUUUGACAGCUGCUUCGGGCAAGAAGAAGCUUGAGGGACAACAGCAGUAGUGGUUGUUAGGAUUUUACAGCAGGUGCUGACAUUAUCUAUUCGCGUGAGCGCAGUGAUCAGCUGCACUAACUUUAUUUUACUUCUGGCUGUUGUUACUUGCAUCUGUAGUUUUGUAUCAAAUGCAUGAGAAUUUGGUUGUUCGGUA
Suillus discolor is the source of this 828-nucleotide messenger RNA. Its product is annotated as histone-fold-containing protein. The transcript is spliced from 4 exons. Lineage: Eukaryota; Fungi; Basidiomycota; Agaricomycetes; Boletales; Suillaceae. Gene Ontology annotation, molecular function: protein heterodimerization activity; DNA binding; structural constituent of chromatin. Bases 236 to 682 code for a protein of 148 amino acids. The record is from RefSeq and is a predicted model, not a curated record. Gene Ontology annotation, cellular component: nucleosome.